CGUCUUUGCCAAACAAGGUUUCAGACUCCUAAUUUCUCGACAUUCCUCUCCUUUUUUCUUUUUCUAAUACAACACCGACCCCGAAUCACCAACUUACUCGACAUUUAACAGGUUUCGUUAUGGAGAUGUAUCCGAGCAGCAACGAUUCCGAUUUGGCAGUGUUGGACUCAAUUCGCCGACACUUACUCGGAGACUCAUCAGACUUCCGACUCGAUGCUACCAUUGAUUGUACCACUACCACUACCACCGCUCUCCCCAUGGUUUGCAGGACCUCAAGCUUCAACCGCUUGUACCCAUGCUUGACUGAAACCUGGGGUGCCCUCCCUCUUAAAGAAAACGAUUCUGAAGACAUGCUCGUUUUCGGGUUCCUCCGAGAUGCUUUAACCGUGGGAUGGGCACCCUCCGAUAACUCUUCUAUGAAUUUACCUCCAAUAAAACCGGAGCCGCAAGAGAUUUUAUUUGAGGGACCGGUGAGGAAAGUAGAUAGGGCUGUGAACACGGUUGUUCCGGCGGCGGUUCCCGCCAAAGCGGGGCAUUACAGAGGAGUUAGGCAAAGGCCGUGGGGGAAGUUCGCAGCUGAGAUAAGGGACCCGGCUAAAAAUGGGGCUCGGGUUUGGUUAGGUACUUUUGAAACAGCUGAGGAUGCGGCUUUGGCUUAUGAUAAAGCAGCUUAUAGGAUGCGUGGGUCAAGGGCUUUGUUGAAUUUUCCACUAAGGGUGAACUCCGGGGAGCCUGAUCCAGUGAGGGUAACAUCAAAGAGGGCAUCACCUGAGCCGUCUAAUUCUUCAUCCUUCGGCGCAGAGAACGGGUCGCCGAAAAGGAGGAGAAAGGUGGCUCCCUCGGCUCCGGUUGUGGCCCAAGCGGGGUUAGAUACGGGUUCAAGAGCGGAUAUUAAGUACGAAGUUCGAUCGUGUAGACAUGACAAUCAACGAUUACUCAGUUAAUGCAGACAUGGUAGUUGAUUAAUGUAAAGUGUAAAAACAGCAGUAGGUUCCGGGCAUUUCCCAAUUUCGGAAGAAUAAAAAAAAUGAGGGUUUUAGUUAUUCUUCAGAAUUGAGGGUUGUUUAUUUGUUUUUGGUUUCUUCUAUAAAAAUGGUGUCAACAUUGCUGUUAGACGAAGCCCAUUUCAAUGGAAAAUGUCGAGAUUCCCUUCA
Molecule: messenger RNA, 1154 nt
Organism: Gossypium raimondii (Peruvian cotton)
Lineage: Eukaryota; Viridiplantae; Streptophyta; Magnoliopsida; Malvales; Malvaceae
Product: ethylene-responsive transcription factor 2
Exons: 1
Coding region: 120-944 (274 amino acids)
Biological process (GO): regulation of DNA-templated transcription; ethylene-activated signaling pathway
Molecular function (GO): DNA-binding transcription factor activity; DNA binding
Source: RefSeq, a predicted model, not a curated record